AUGAAUAGACAAUCAAACGGAUUUGGGAGAUUCUGGAAGAUUCUGGGAGAUUCUGGAAGAUUCUGGAAGAUUCUGGAAGAUUCUCGAAGAUUCUCGAAGAUUCUAGAAGAUUCUGGAAGAUUCUGGAAGAUUCUGGAAGAUUCUGGAAGAUUCUGGAAGAUUCUGGAAGAUUCUGGAAGAUUCUGGAAGAUUUUGGAAGAUUCUGGAAGAUUCUGGAAGAUUCUGGAAGAUUCUGGAAGAUUCUGGAAGAUUCUGGAAGAUUCUGGAAGAUUCUGGAAGAUACUGGAAGAUUCUGGAAGAUUCUGGAAGAUUCUGGAAGAUUCUGGAAGAUUCUGGAAGAUUCUGGAAGAUUCUGGAAGAUUCUGGAAGAUUCUGAAAGAUUCUGAAAGAUUCUGGAAGAUUCUGGAAGAUUCUGAAAGAUUCUCGAAGAUUCUGGAAGAUUCUGGAAGAUUCUGGAAGAUUCUGGAAGAUUCUGGAAGAUUCUGGAAGAUUCUGGAAGAUUCUGGAAGAUUCUGGAAGAUUCUGAAAGAUUCUGAAAGAUUCUGA
Messenger RNA from Psylliodes chrysocephalus, 546 nucleotides. The record is from the annotation of a GenBank genome assembly. NCBI's taxonomy places the organism in Eukaryota, Metazoa, Arthropoda, Insecta, Coleoptera, Chrysomelidae.